This is a messenger RNA of Poecilia latipinna (sailfin molly), 6007 nucleotides long. RefSeq names its product solute carrier family 44 member 1b (gene slc44a1b). Bases 2485 to 4494 code for a protein of 669 amino acids. Gene Ontology annotation, molecular function: transmembrane transporter activity. The record is from RefSeq and is a predicted model, not a curated record. Lineage: Eukaryota; Metazoa; Chordata; Actinopteri; Cyprinodontiformes; Poeciliidae. Gene Ontology annotation, cellular component: membrane. Gene Ontology annotation, biological process: transmembrane transport. The transcript is spliced from 16 exons.
AACAUCAUUUAUUUUUAGUUUAAUGUUGAUUUAUAGCUAAACUAGUUUACAAUUUACCUAAAAUUAAUUUGAAGUUAUUCUAGAGUUACCCUAAAGUUAGCUUUAGCUUAAAUUAGCAUACAGCUAGCUGGAUACCUCAAGUUUGUUUAAAGUUAGACUAGUUAUUGAAAGUUAGCUCAAAGUUAAGAUGUAAGUUUAAGGGCCAUUGUGUAGUGCAGCAACCGCUACACAUGGUGAGCUACAGCCCUCUAUGGAGCCGUCCUGGGUUUGAUUCCCACCUUGAGACCUUUGCUGCCCAUUUCCUGUCUGGUAACUACAAAUCAAGGCUGCUAGAUCCAUAAAGGUUUAAGUUCAAAGUUGUUUUACUGUUUGUUUAGUAAGUUAUAUCGAGGACAGAGACUGACGGAAUAAAAAAAAAUCUGUAAGCUUACAGCUAGCUGCAAGCUAGCUUACAGUUAGUUGAUAGUCUUUGAAAUAGAUUAAAAUUAGCUUGAAGAUAGCUUAGCUUUAAGUUAGUUUAAAAUCAACUUAGACAUAGUUUACAGUAAUUCCUUCUUUAUUGGUUUUGGUUCUAAAUUGCUUGGUGGAGCAGUCUGGUCUGUUUUGAAGAUCUGAUUUGAAGGUAACAAACUGAAGUUGGUCCAAUCUUGAGUGAAUCUCCUGAGAUCUAAGAUCAGUAGAUUAGUUUCCUUUACUCAGUUAGCUACCAAGCCGUGUAUAAUUUUUCCUGAGUUCAGUGAAUGCCUCUCAGCAGCUGAUAUUUGUGUCAAAUUAUCUGUCUGAGGUUCUCCUUACAGCUGCUUCAAACACUGUCCUUAGUUACUGCUGUGUGUGUGUGUGUGUGUGUGUGUGUGUGUGUGUGUGUGUGUGUGUGUGUGUGUGUGUGUGUAUGUGGUAUGUACAGUGUGUGGUGCCUGGUGGAGGCCUUGAACAGUGAGCUCUGUGUUGAUGAAGUAAAACAAAGACGUGACUUCUUUAAACGCUGCAGCAGUUCUCACAGUCACUCAAAGCUGCAUCUCUGGCUCCUGUUCUGUGUUCUGGACCCGGCAGGUUGGCCCGGUCCGUCUGCGGCAGCACCAGGUGGGAUCAGGCCCCAGUGGUCUGUGUGUCUAAAUCUGAUCUGUAGGUCAUUUAGCAUGUCAUCAAAACAUUUCACAUGCAGAUAGAAGAACCUACCUUGGCUCAGAUGUUCCCAGGAGCUGCCUUUUUAAAAAGGUAACAAGAGGCAGAUUCAUGUGACACACUUUCAUCUCACUCAUGGUCCCACAGGGGAAACAAAAGCAUGCCGCUAAGCAUCCUGGGAAAAAACAAUAGAAAGUCCACUCCAACUAUCUGCUACAUUACUACUUUAAAGUUCAUUCAAGUUAUUAAAAUGGGAAACAUUUUAUGGCAAUGAUUAGUUUAAAAUAAUGUCUUGAAAAAUGACCAUCGUCCUGGGAAAUAUCAAUCAAUCAAGUUUAUUUUGAGUAGCACAAUUUAGAUUCAAGGCAGUUCAAACAGCUUUACUUCAUAAACACAAAAAUAAAAAAUCAUGAGUCAACACAGAGUUGACAGCUGAGAAACCAGUGACAACUAUUACAUGCUGAUCAGAGCCAUCAUCAACAUCAUCAAUACACACCAGACAUAUUCAUCAAUGUUCCAUUUAUUGUGGUUCAAGAACUGACCAGCUGGGUUUUAGUCUGGGUUUAAAGGAACUCAGGGUUUUGGCUUUUUUCCAGUUUUCUGGAAGUUUGUUCCAGAUUUGUGGUGGAUAGAAGUCGAAUGCUGCUUCUCCAUGAACAACAGCAGAUCUGUAGUGGAUUAAAGAUCAAGAAAACAAACGGCCUGAGGGAUUAAUAUGGAAAUGUUUAUGCUUGUAUCCACACUUGAAUAAUUUUUACAGUAAAUGCUAAUCUAUCAGGAUAUUUAUGCUGCAGGGUUCAGAGACAGCCGGUCUCCUCUGCCAGAGGCUCAGGUGUUAGUCCUGAACAGGUUUCAUUUCUGGUGGGUUUGAAGGAAGCUGGGACAGUUUGGACAGGUGGACCGGUGGGUCCUGCAGGGCGCCUGGGUUCGGAUAGUCGGUUCUCUUUGACCGUCAGAAAAGAACCAGGAGGUUCUGGACUCCACCGGUUCGACGAAAACAGCGCCACCCUGCAGUUACUGUCCGCUCAGUGGUCACAGCAGGUACUGCAGCUGCAGCGCCGCUCCGCACGGCCGCUCACUGCGCACGCGCAAUGAGAUGAAUGGCCGCUGCACCUGUCAGUCCACCAGGAUGUGUGGCGGACAAAUCCUCGGCCGUUAAUCCAAGCUCGGUUCGGUCAUCGGAGGAGGCUCCCACCGUGGCAUGCUGAGCGGACCGGAGCGCUCCGUCUGACCGUCCGGACUCAGCCUCCCCCGGGGCCGCCCGCCUCCUCACCCCGCCUGCAGAGCCUCAGACCCCCGCUGCUGCCGAGCUGAGGCUGCGUGAAGCUCCGUGAAGCUCCGGGCGCGUCCAUCCUGACUGCAAUGGGAUGCUGCGGGAGCGCGGAGCGGACAAAGAGAGAAUGGAGACCGCUGGAGGACCGGAGCUGCACCGACCUGCCCUGGUUCCUGCUCUUCACCGUCUUCUGCGUCGGCAUGGGCAGCAUCUGUGGCUUCACCAUCGCCACUGGCGGCGCCGCUCGCCUCAUCUUCGGCUACGACAGCUACGGCAACACCUGCGGCCGGCGUAACGAGCGGAUCGAAGGCGUGCAGCUGAGCGGGCUGGACCACACCGACAGGAAGUUCGUCUUCUUCCUGGAUCCCUGCAACAUCGACAUCGUCCAGAGGAAAAUCAAGUCGAUGGCUCUGUGUGUGUCCCUGUGCCCCCCCGAGGAGCUGAAGACCCACCAGGACCUGAAGAGGUUCGCCAUGACCAAUGGUUCAGAGCUCUGCUCCUAUGAGUUGCCGGCUCAUCGUUACCCGGCGCUACCAGAGCGAUUCUCCAGGUGUCCCAAGCUUCCCGUCCCCCGCAGCAAGCCGCUACCGCUCUUCAACCGCUGCACGCCGGUGGACGUGUCAUGCUACGCCCGGUUCGCCGAGGCGGUGGUGACCUUCGUGGGCGACAGCAGCGUCCUGCAUCGCCUCAUCGCCGGUGUCGCCGCCAGCAAAGAGAUCAUCGUCGGACUCUGUGUCCUCGCCUUAGCGCUGUCCAUGGUCCUGAUGGUGAUUAUCCGCUACAUCUCGGCCGUGCUGGUCUGGAUCCUCACCUCGCUGGUGGUGCUGGGCUCCCUGGCGGGAACCAGCGUCCUCUGGUGGCUCUACAUUGACCACCGGCUGUACGCCAACGACACGUCCUCCAAGGACCCCACGGAGGCCAAACAGGAGGCACCGGAGGGGCAGCGGGACGGCGGCCAGGCGCUGCUGGUCUACGCUGCCGCCGCCACCAUCUUCACCAUCAUCCUGCUGCUGCUGAUGCUCUUCAUGCGGAAGCGCGUGGCGCUCACCAUCGCUCUGUUCCACGUCGCAGGAAAAGUCUUCAUCCACCUGCCGCUGCUCACCCUGCAGCCCUUCAUCACCUUCCUAGCCCUGCUCCUCUUCUGGGUCUACUGGAUCCUGGUUCUGCUCUUCCUGGGAACCACCGGGAACCCGGAGCAGAACGAGGAGACGGGCUUGACGGAGUUCCGACUGACGGGCUCGCUGCAGUACCUGACCUGGUACCACGCCGUGGGUCUGGUCUGGAUCAGCGAGUUCAUCCUGGCCUGCCAGCAGAUGACCGUGGCUGGCGCCGUUGUCACCUACUACUUCACCAGGGAUAAGAACCGGCUGCCGGUGACGCCCAUCCUGUCGUCGGUUCUGAGGCUGGUCCGGUACCACCUAGGAACCGUUGCUAAGGGGUCCUUCAUCAUCACGCUAGUGAAGAUCCCCCGCCUCAUCUUGAUGUACGUCCACAACCAGCUGAAAGGACGGGAGAACGUGUGCGCCCGCUGCCUGCUGAAGUCCUGCAUCUGCUGCCUGUGGUGUUUGGAGAAGUGCCUCAACUACCUGAACCAGAAUGCAUAUGCAGCCACUGCCAUCAACAGCACCAGUUUCUGCACAUCAGCCCGGGACGCCUUCGUCAUCUUGGUAGAGAACGCGCUGCGGGUCGCCACCAUCAACGCCGUGGGAGACUUCGUGCUCUUCCUGGGGAAGGUCCUGAUCAUGACAUGCACAGCAUUCGCCGGCGUCCUGCUCCUCAACUACCAGCGGGACUACGCCGAGUGGCUGCUGCCGCUCAUCAUCGUCUGCCUCUUCUCCUUCCUGGUGGCCCACUGCUUCCUGUCCAUCUUCGAGAUCGUGGUGGACGUCCUGUUCCUGUGCUUUGCCAUCGACACCAAGUACAACGAUGGCACCCCCGGGAAGGAGUUCUUCAUGGACAAAGCUCUGAUGGAGUUCGUGGAGAGCAGUCGGCGGCUGGAGCGAGCGGGUGGACGUGGGCGGAGCCGGGUGAAAGAGGCAGCGUCAGAGGGGGCAGAGAUGAAGCCCAUGAAAUAUGUUGACCUUCGACCCGAGUCCUAAUGCCCAGCUGGCUCAGCCUCUUACUGGGAGCAAACCAGAGUACCAGACGGAACUCAGAGCGGUUCUGGCGCCGGUUCUUUGGACCUUUACUCCAUCAGAGGUGCUCCGAGUCGGUCCGGUUCCCACCGGAGGCGGAGCCUGGUCAAGCCCCGCCUCUAAGGCCUUUUCCCAUCAUGCACCUCAGCGGGGAGCCUGCAGGGGGAGCCGCUGAGCCGCUAAUUGCACUAAACAUGGAGUUCCUGCAGCGCCGGACGGACGGAGUUCGUAGAUCAGAUUCACCUGAACGCAUCGUGACCGCUGCUGAAGGGCAGAUUUGCUGCAGGAGCUGAGCAGGUUCACUCCAACACCAACAGGACCGGGUCCGUACCGGCCCGUUCCCAUGAAGGGGAACCACGCAGAGGGCAGCAUUAUUUCAAAAUAAAACAGGAAGUCAUCAUGACAGGGUUUCUACACUUUCGGUUUCUACACAAUAAAAGUCAGAAAAAUGUUGGAGUUUCUACACUUUUAUCUAAACUAUAAUAAAAUAAAUAUUUAAUAUUUAGUUUUUAGUGGCUUUGGUUUUACUGCUGUUCUAAUCUGGACCAGCGGUUCUGAUCCGGGUCGGCUUUAGAUGCCACAUAAUCUGUUAAAUCUGCUAUUCUAUUAAUAAAACAUUUCCAACUUAAAACCUGAUUCCCUUCCUGAUCUGAGGGGACGCUAAUAAAACCAACAUGGAAACAUUUUGAAACGGAAAGCAGGAGGAACCCAGUCAUGAUCAGAACAUCAGGGUUCUGAUCGGAUCAGGAAGGAACCGGUGCUGAUCCAAAAACCAGAAAAAAAGGCAACAAAACGUUUCUGUUGAAGAAAAACUCUUCAGCCUCCAUCCGACCAAUCACAGCACAGGCUCCGCCCACUGAAGAUGAGCGAGGCUCAGAGAGGUUCCGGUUCUGGAACUGGAGUCAAACAUCAGCAGAACAAACUGUUCUUCCUGGAAACCAUCCGAACCGAACCGGACCGACCAGGUCCAGGUGUGCUGAUGGGUCCGGAUCGGUUGGAAUCACCUGGAUCAGACCCGCAGCCUGGAGUCCAGGUGCAGCUUCCGGUUUCUGUUCUGGGUUCCGGACUAGAGCGUCUCCGCGCCUUGCCGCCAUUUUUAUCAGACUGUUUGCAGCUGAAGCACGUCCCGCAGCCAGUUGCCAUUUGUAAAGUUGCUGCAAAAAACGAACAGCAAUGACUUGCUGUGUUCAUAGAGAACAUGUCGGUUUCACCAUGUCAUUCAUAUUUAGUUUCUUGGUUGAUUCUUCAACGUUUUUACACCAAAUGUUGAUUCAUUUUAAUCUGAAUUGUUUUCUGAACCAGCAGGAAGUUGAUCCAGAAACUGAAAGGAAUCGAUGAUGAAAAAAGCAACUUGGGCGACGAAAGCCCAGUUUUUCUUUUGAUAUGUCACUUCCUCUUAACGGCAAGCCAAUUUGCACAUUAACUAAUAUUUCACUAUGAGGAAAAUAAACAGGAAUAAAAUUAUAAACAAACUGAU